AUGAUCUUCAAUCUUUUCCCUGGGUGUUAUUGUGGAUUGCCUUUCGCAUUUCGCAAGGAUCCCGCACAUCCGGAAUCUGAAGCAAGUCUGAUGGCCUUGAAUAACGAUUCUCUCAGGAACGUCUCGCACACAAAGACUGGGCUCAUACAAGAGAUUGCCGACAGAUUCUCAAUGUCCAGCCUCCCUCAGUCGGUGAGGGUCAUCCGAGACCUCUUCAACAGAUGGAUUGACCUUUCGCGAGAAGCCACCGAGCAGUUGUUUAUCCUGCUUGAGGGUGAGAGGUUUACGGGCAACAAGCUGAACUCGAACCUGCAGCUCCAAGCAGUGUUCGAUGAUGCUCUAGAGGGCAUGACGAAGAAGUAUCUGAAAGAGUAUAUGCGAGCUGCAGUGGAUUUUAUAGAAAAGGAGGACGUCGGGUUAGAGCUCUGGCCUGAGCCCUCCGCAUAA
Messenger RNA from Cyclocybe aegerita, 447 nucleotides. Lineage: Eukaryota; Fungi; Basidiomycota; Agaricomycetes; Agaricales; Hemipholiotaceae. The record is from the annotation of a GenBank genome assembly.